This is a messenger RNA of Ruditapes philippinarum (Manila clam), 3209 nucleotides long. RefSeq names its product prominin-1-A-like. Gene Ontology annotation, cellular component: membrane. NCBI's taxonomy places the organism in Eukaryota, Metazoa, Mollusca, Bivalvia, Venerida, Veneridae. Bases 587 to 3193 code for a protein of 868 amino acids. The record is from RefSeq and is a predicted model, not a curated record. The transcript has 24 exons.
ACAAUAGUAGUGAAAAAAUGUUUAUACAUUGAGGGAAAUAACCGGCUUUGUUCGGCUAGCUUAACAUGUUCACACGUGUGGAAAGGGGAAAAAAGAUAGACACUACCAUAUUUAUUGCUUUAAUAUAACGGCAUAUUUAGUUUUUAUAAGUCAUCAUUAAUUCUGUUCUAAGACGAUGACAAUCAAUAGACAACAUGCCGCUUACAUCCUUAUAUGAAAAUAUGUGAUUUUUUUUCAUUGACACGCUAUACACUUAAAAAAUCUUUGCGGAUAACAUUUAAACAACAGUUAAGCGUGAUGAAAUUGGAUAUAUAUUUUUUGUAUUUAAAACAGUUUUAAAUGUCACGGUUGUGUACUAUCACAAAAAUGUUCAUUCUGCAGCAAAAUGGUUGUAGAAAUAAAUGCGCUUUAAACUUUGUGUCAUAAAACAUUCAAGAUUUUUAGAAGAUUUAAUAGUUUUUUUGUGUAAAAUUUAAUGAACUCUUAAUAGGAUAAAGCUGAAUACAAUGUAAACAGUUUCUGUAUAAUUAAAUGAGGGAUAAAAUAACGAAAUUUCAUAUCACCGGAACAAAAAAGAUCAAGUAAUAUGCCGGAUUUCGUGAAAAACUACCCGGUAUUGGCUUCUUUCAUCUUUGUCUACAUCCUCGCACUGGUUCCCAGCAUAAAUGGCGCUGACCCAGUUUACUCACCGCAAACAGUUACUGAUGUCAGCGGAAACAGUGCAGACAAUUCAUCGGCGAUUUCCUGGGCUAGUUUGCCAACCGGCGAACCGUUUGCGGCCGGGAAUCCAGAGAGAGUUAGCGAAGGCCUCGAAGCGUACUAUGAUUUUGCUCACAAUUUCAUAAAUUCAGUAUUUAUGAAAGGAAUUCCUGACGAAAUAAUUCAGAAAGGUCUUGCAGGUGACUUUGGAACAGUUGUCGACAACUAUCAAUCCUAUGUCAAUUAUUUCCUCGGGUAUGCUAUAUGUGUGGUUAUUGGAGUGCUGUUUAUGCUCAUUUUCCCAAUUGUCGCCUGCUGUUUCUGCUGCUGUCGGCUGUGUGGAAAUUGUGGCGGGAAAAAGCAACAACUACAGAAAAGCGCUGAUAACACAUGCCGGAAGUACACAUUCGCCGGCAUUCUUUUUGUAUCAACUGUAUUUGUAUUGGUUGGGACAAUAUGUAUAUAUGUAAACAACGACAAUAUGACGACAACAUUAAACAAUAUUCCGGAAACUGCCGAAGACAAUAUUAAUGAUAUCAGAACAUUUGUAAACAACACAGUUAAUGAGGCACAGCAUAUCGUCACUAAUAACUUCAAGUUUGUAGAAACAACCUUAUUUAGAGAUCUAGAUAAUAUUGGUUACCUUGUGGGACUGCCAUUGAAGACGGAUAUUGAAGAUAAUACGAACAUCACGAGCGUACUGUCGUCUGCUUAUUCAUUAGCGGAUAGUCUAACUGCAGCAGACGAAGCGUUGUCGGCUGUUGAAGCUAAUAAAACUUCCAUGGAGACGGCUGUAACGGACCUAAAAACUGCAUUAGAUGACGUCAUUACUAAGUUAGACGAUGCAUUUGCAACUUGCGCCGGCGCCUGUCCUACGACUGGUAAACCGGAUUAUACUGGCGCUUCACCGGAUAUAGAUACUAGUGCAUUUCCAGACAUAAGUGACGCAAGAACUAGUAUGGACAGUGCAAAGGGAACCAACUUAACCGAGCAAAUUGUGAACGCCAACAAUGAAAUAGAUGACAUACCAGAUAGGGUGAGCCGUGACGCUAAUAGCACAAUUGUUGAUUUGAAAACUACAAUAUCAGACCUGAGCGAUGAUUUAAAAGAUGUUGAAACUGAAAUUACAGAUAUAAAUAAACAGAUAAGCGGUGAAAAUGCAACAAUCGAUCUGGAUAAGCUAAUUCUAGAUAUAAAAGAUUAUAAAGACCUGCUAGAACAAUAUGACAAAUACAGAUGGUAUGGUGGGGUUGGUCUGGCAUCGAUAUGUUUACUGGUUGUAGUGUUCGCCGUGCUCGGACUUGUGUUCGGUAUAUUCGGCACGGAUAUCUCCACCCCGCCGCACCGGCGAAAUUGUGUUUCCAACUGCGGUGGAAUCAUGCUAAUGGUUUCGGCAGCUUUGAUUUUCAUAUUUUCGGCGUUACUGAUGCUACUGACUACCUUCACCUUCAUGCCUGGAGCACCCAUUCAUAAAGUGUUUUGUGAACCUGUCACAGACCUAGAUGAACUCGAACGGUACCUUACAAUAUACAGUGACGAGAAGGUAGGCAAGGGGAAAUACUUUUUGGCGGAUGCUCUCCUUAACAAUGAUACAAUCCCACUUCAACUGACUGGGGCUUUAAAGGCUUGUAAGGCAGGCGAAGGUGCCUUCUCUGCGUUUAAACUGGACAACAAACUCGACUUGACAGAUAUGUUGAAUUAUUCAAAGACACUAGAUGUGCAGGCGGAAGUUGACCAAGUAAACGUAGAUCUUUCAUCCGUAGAAGUUUACUCUACAAGUCUUAAAACACAAUUGACAGAUCUUAAAGACGCGGUCAAUAUAAGCUUCUCUGAAUUCUAUACUGAGCUUGGCUCAAAUAUAACCUCCGUGAACUUGAGUAGUUUAGCGCAGGACCUAGAUGAUUAUGCCAGUGGUUUAGGUAACGCAAUAGCAAAGGCAGCUAUUCAAGCAGAAGCAAAUAAGCUUAGAUUGAUAGAGGACGAAGAAUAUGUGUACGUUGAGAGUAAUAAGACUGCUUUGAACACAUCUGUUGCUGAAAUGGAUGCCGUUGUUUCAAAUAUUCCGACCUUGGUUGAUAAUUUAGAUUCUGGUCUACAAACAGCGGACACGUAUAUCAAGAAUAAUGCCAGUACAGUUGUACGAUCGAUAUUGAACACAUUCGUAAACCGUCUUCUGUCAAUCAUUGAUUCAUACGUGGCUUAUACAGACGAUGCGGUCAAAAACAAAAUGGGAUCUUGUGAGCCGGUAUGGAAUAUCUACAACUCCCUGUUGGUGUAUACGUUCUGUUAUAACUUCAUGGAUUGCUUCAAUGGAUUUUGGUUUUCACUCGGAUGGGUUAUAUUUUUCUUUAUGGUGUCUGUGAUAUUUUCCGUGAAGCUGGCAAAGUACUUUAGAAGAAUGGACACUUCAGAUGACGGUAGCUUGUUACUGUCAGAUUCAUCGCCACCACCACCAUACUCCGCUGAUGCUGAAAAGAACGCUCAUUUAGCGUAAGUCUAUUUUAUUUUAA